AUGCCUCUAAGGGAACGGUUCGACCGUCUAAAAGAAAGGCUUCAUCCGCGUCAUCGUUCCUCCGAGCAGCUCGAGGAAAGGAAGCAGGGCGAUGGCAACCAGACAGACGCACCCGCUGUUUCCAACGUGUUCCCGGCGACGACAUCUUCGACUAAUUUAGAUGCAUCUCCGACUCCAAUCUCACCUGUUUUGGCGGUUAGCAACGCUCAAGUCGAGCUGGAACCUUGUCCCCGGCCAAGCUCUCUCAUUGCGCAGCAUCAAUCUGCAAGCUUGGCCGAACACCUCUGGGAUCGAGCCUAUGACGAAUUGAAGGAAAAUGAGAGUGAGGCCGCAUUGGUACAAGCGUACGAAAGGAUUCUGUCUCGUCAUCUCCGCGACCGAGACUUGGCAUCUGAUAGCGACGUUGACGAGGAGAAUAUAAUUGCACAAGACGAUCCAGGUGCUAGAAGGGCCCAGAUGAGAACCCUUGUUACGUCAGGAUGGGCCAAGAUAGAACGAGAAACGAAGAUGAAAGAAAGUCUCGACAAAGGGGUUCAAGCCCUUUUGUCUGCCAAGAGAAUCAUUAGUUCCGCGAUCCAAACUGUCCCACAAGCUGCACUUGCCUGGACUGGCGUAUGCGUGGCAUUAGAGAUUUUUGAUAAGUCGACGAGUGCGACCAAAGCCAAUCGCGAUGGUAUCGACUACGUUAUUCGGAGAAUGGAGUGGUAUUGGGAGCUACCUGAUGCCAUCCUAAGAGAGAACGCCGAUGCCCACAACCAUCUCUGCAAAAUGAGAGGGGGGCUCGAGACUCAGCUUCUCGGCCUCUAUAAAUCGUUACUCUUGUACCAGAUGAAGAGCGUUUGUUCUUACUACAAGAAUCGCGGGCUUGUUUUCCUGCGUGAUAUUGCUAAAUUGGACGAUUGGGAUGGCGAUAUCAAAGCGAUCGAAAGAGCCGAAACGCUUUUCUACAAAGACUCCGACGUGCAUCAAAAAGAGAAAAUGAAUGCCAAUCUUGAACAGAUUGUCACUUAUGUGAAACAGAAAACGGUCAAGGAAGAUUUACAAUGUUUCAAAGACUUGGGCAUCACCGACCCGAGCUACGACAAGAAACGCAUUGAGAGCACAAAGGGUGGUCUGCUGGAGCAAUCUUACCGCUGGAUCUUGGAUAAUCACGAGUUCCAACAGUGGCGCGAUGAUGAAGAGAGACGACUGCUGUGGAUUAGAGGAGAUCCGGGCAAGGGUAAAACCAUGCUUCUCUGCGGGAUUGCCAAUGAGUUGCGCACGAUGUCAGCCUCUUCUGACUUGAUAUCUUACUUCUUCUGUCAAGCCACCGAUCAGCGCAUUAACAACGCUAAAGCUGUUCUGUGGGGUCUGAUGUUUAUGCUUGUCGACCAGCAGCCGACGCUCAUGCAUCAUAUACGCAACAAAUAUGAUGCAUCUGGUAAAGAUCUUUUUAUAGGAGGAAAUUCAUGGUUUGCUCUUUCAGAAAUAUUUUCGGACAUGAUGAGGGAUCCGACUCUGACACACGCCUAUCUACUCAUUGACGCCCUUGAUGAAUGUAUUUCAGACCGGGACAAGUUGUUAGACCUUGUUGUCGAGAAUUUAUCCGCUUCAUCUCAUGUUAAGUGGAUUCUUUCGAGCCGAAACUGGCCAGAAAUUGAGCGCCAGUUAGCUGAAUCUGAAGGGCUUGAGAGAGUCAGCCUCAGCCUUGAGGUAAACGCCGAUCUAGUAUCACGCGCUGUUGACGCUUAUAUCGAGCAUGAGAUAUCACGACUCCACCUAAUAAAAAACAACCCAACGAUCAAAGAUCAGAUCCAUCAUCAAAUGCAGCAAAAAGCCAACGGCACCUUUUUAUGGGUCGCCCUUGUUGUCAAAGAUCUCCGAGAUCGACAAGAUGCCGAGUACGAAGAUCCUUUAUAUAUUCUAAAUAUUCUUAUGGAGAUGCCAAGCGACCUUACGAGUCUUUACUCUCUCAUGGUGGAUCAUAUUGACAAGCUGAAGGGAGAUACUCCUAGCCUUUGUAAAAGGAUUCUUGCAGUUGCGGCUCUAGCAUCUCGGCCAUUGAGCUUGGCAGAGUUAAGGUUAUUAGCUGGCUUUGACAGCAAUCGUAUCAAUGAUGAAGCAAUGGAAAGAUUGGUCAAAAAAUGCGGCUCAUUUCUGACGGUUCGUGAUUGCACGGUCUAUUUUGUCCAUCAGUCAGCAAAGGACCAUUUAAUCCUGGACAAGCCAACUCAGCCCAUAAUAUUCUCGUCUGGCCAUACCGAAGUUCAUUACACGAUCCUCUCUCACUCGCUAUGGGCUAUGACAUUAAUUCUGAAAAAGAACAUUUAUGCCCUUCCACAUCCAGGGUUGCACAUUGAUGAGAUUGAAAUUCCGAAUCCGGAUCCUCUGGCUGCCAUUCGGUACUCUUGUGCCCAUUGGAUUGAUCAUCUCUGCAACGGUAUAUCUGAUAAUAGCAGUUCUACAUACCAAAACUGCCUUGAUGCCACUGGACCGGUCUCUGUGUUUCUUCAUACGCAUUUUCUUCAUUGGCUCGAGGCUCUAAGCCUUCUGCAGAAGAUAUCGGACAAUGUUAUCUCAAUAACAAAACUGGAAAAUCUGUUAAAGCUUAUGAUGGACGAUAUUUGGAGUCCCUGUUUGCAAAUUAUUGAAGGUCAUAGCUCUGAAGUUAAUUGCAUUGCCUUUUCAGGAGAUAACGCGCUGGCUACGGGAUCAGAUGAUGGCACGAUCAAGAUCUGGGAUAUGGCUACCGGCGCGUGCCUCCACACGCUUCCUGGUCAUAAUUCUGGCAUAAAUUCAUUAUUAUUUUUUGAAAAUGAUAAGCUAGCUUCAGGAUCGCGUAAUGGCGCAAUGAAGACCUGGAAUGCAGCUACUGGCGCAUGCAUUCAGACGCUUAAAGGCCACAAAGACGCGGUCAUGUCCAUGACCUUGCUGGCAGACAACAAGCUGGCCUCGGCAUCGCUUGAUGGCGCAAUAAAAUUCUGGGACAUGGCUGAUAGCAAAUCCAUUCAGACGCUUGAGAGCAAUUAUGGCCCGGUAACAUCCGUAACUGUUCUCAAAGGCAACAGGUUAGCCUCGGGAUUCAGUAAUGGGACAAUUAAAAUCUGGGAUGUAGCUGAUUAUACAUGCAUUGAGACCCUUGAGGGCCAUAGUCAGUCGAUAACAUCUGUUACCGCCUUGGCAAAUAACAAGCUGGCCUCAGCAUCAGGCGACAGAACAAUCGGAAUUUGGGAUUUAGCUACAGGUGCAUGCAUUCAGACACUUGAAGCCAGCAAUACCUGGGUGACGUCUAUAAUUGCUUUAGCAGAUAACAGAUUGGCCUCGGGAUCACACGACAACACAAUCAGAAUCUGGGAUACAGCUACAGGUGUAUGCAUUCAGACGCUUGAGGGCCAUACUGACUCGGUGACAUCUUUGGCCGCCCUGGCAAAUAACAAGCUGGCCUCAGGGUCUUAUGACAGGACAGUCAGAAUCUGGGAUAUAGCUGCAGACAUAGAUAUCCGGAUGCCCAAAGGCCACACAACGCUCAAGGGCCACAGCGACUGGGUAACAUCAGUGACUUUCUCAGGAGAUGGGAAGCACGUAGCUUCAGGGUCAGAUGACGAGUUGGUCAAGAUCUGGGAUAUAACUAAAGGUGAAUGUAUUCAGACGCUCAAGGGCCAUGAUAAGCGGGUGCGAUCAGUGGCUUUCUCAAGAGAUGGGAAGCAGGUGGCAUCAGGAUCCACUGAUAAAACAGUCAAGAUCUGGGAUAUCACUGCAGGUAGAUGUAUCCGGACACUUGAGGGCCAUAGGGACUGGGUACAAUCAGUGGCUUUUAAAAGAGAUGGCACACAGCUUGUUUCAGGAUCUGAUGAUAAGACAGUCAAGGUCUGGGAUAUAGCCACAGGCUUAUGCGUCCAGACACUUGAAGGUCAUAAUGCCCCUGUAAUGUCAGUGACUUUCUUAAGGGAUGAGAGGCAGGUGGCUUCCUGGUCAAAUGACAAGACAGUCAAGAUCUGGGAUACAGCUACAGGUGUUUGCAUACGGACGCUGCCUGUUGGUAUAGCUACUCAACUGUCCUUUGAUGAGGAGAAUGCGUCCAACCUCCAAACCAGCUUUGGGAUUCUAGAUUUGGAUUCAGAUGCAGUCGUCAAUGAUUCAGGAUCGGACAUUUCUGUACCUUUCACAGGCUAUGGCAGAGAUAAAGCCGGUUCGUGGAUUACAAGAGAUGGCAAGCCGUUACUUUGGCUCCCCGUGGACUAUCGACCGACAGCUUUUGCUAUCAAAGGAUCGACGGUUGGUAUAGGAUGCGACUCAGGCCGUGUCUUGAUGCUGGAAUUCUCCGAUGGAGAUGGAUACUCAGUAUAG
Molecule: messenger RNA, 4326 nt
Organism: Trichoderma gamsii
Lineage: Eukaryota; Fungi; Ascomycota; Sordariomycetes; Hypocreales; Hypocreaceae
Exons: 4
Coding region: 1-4326 (1441 amino acids)
Biological process (GO): negative regulation of transcription by RNA polymerase II
Cellular component (GO): nucleus; transcription repressor complex
Molecular function (GO): protein binding
Source: RefSeq, a predicted model, not a curated record